AAAUAUUUUGAAAGACAUAAUAAAUGCAACUCAUGCAAUUUGUCAUUAGUAAAUCGCCAAUUACAUAUGAAACUAAGCAAACGUGAUACUUAUAGCUGCUUUUUUCAGUCGCUAAUAAAUGUUUAGUUCGUAUGCAUCAGGUUUUUGGAUUCGUACUGUUUUCCGGGUCGAUAUAGGGGUUGACGCAUGCGUCGAGGAAGAUGUUUCUCCAGUAUUUACGAUAGCAGCGACGCUCGCAGAAACCCCAAAGUGUAAGGGUAAAGAGUUUACGUACGAACAGUGGAAUCGGAGAGGACAAUGUUCGAGCUUUAUGGUGUCAGCAAAGAUGGUAUGGUUUACAAUUCACCGUCUCCAAGACAAAAAGAAGUUGAUAUCCUGGAGACCUGUCUGCAACUCUCUUCGCCGGAACUUAUAGGAAAACUGCCUAACGGUGAUGCACUUCACCAUAUCAAGGACACGGGGGUUUCAACUUCCUUCAACAAAGCUAAAGAACCGUUGAGAGAGAGUAGACAAAGCGUUGUAAGAAGAUGGGCGGUGAUGAUUGGAAUCUUCUUCCUCGGCUGUGCCUUAGUGGCUGGAGUAGGUCUGCCCCUCGCCCUCGAGCUCCGAAGUUCUCACUUGUUGGAGGCCAGAUUGCAGGUGGUCCGAAGGAUGCUGUCGGAGGUUCCUCUGAUUGACGGGAACAACGACUUCGCCUGGAAUCUGCGCAAGCACCGCGGCAGCAAACUGGGUAACUUCCCCUUCGAUGAAAAUCUGUCGCGCAACGCUAGCUGGGGUCCACAAUGGCAGACCGAUCUGAUUCGCUUGGAGCAAGGAAUCGUUGGUGCGCAAUUCUGGUCGGCCUACGUGCCGUGCGAGGCGCAGUUCCUGGACGCCGUGCAGCUCACUCUCGAGCAGAUCGACAUCGUGCGCAGGCUCACCUCGCGUUACCCCAAACGAAUCCGGUUGGUGACAACAAGCAGCGAACUGGAAAAAGCUCAUCGUGACGGAGUAAUCGCCAGUCUGGUGGGUAUCGAGGGUGGCCACAGCAUCGGCACCUCAAUGGCGGUGCUGAGAAGCUUCCAUCGGCUGGGCGCGCGCUACAUGACCCUGACCCACAAGUGCAACACUCCGUGGGCUGAUUCGUGCUCCGUCGACGAUCCGAAUUCGGACGCGCCGUCGUAUUUUCAUAGCGACGGCCUUUCGGCGUUUGGCAAAGCGGUCGUUCGGGAGCUGAAUCGGCUCGGUAUGCUCGUGGAUCUCUCUCACGUCUCUGUGAAGACGAUGAGGGACGCUCUCGCGGUGACGAAAGCGCCGGUCAUCUUCUCGCACAGCGCUGCGAAGGCGCUCUGUAAUUCCACGAGCAACGUUCCGGACGACGUACUGCGAAAUUUGUCUCUCAACGGAGGUCUGGUUAUGAUCAGUUUCGACAGCGCGCAUCUGAGCUGCAGCGAUAAGGCCUCCAUGUACGACAUCAUAGCUCAUAUCAAUCACAUCAGACGAACAGCUGGCGUAAAUCAUGUGGGUCUCGGCGCGGGCUACGAUGGAAUACUGAGACCACCGACGGAAUUGCCGGACGUUUCUGGCUACCCUUUGUUGCUGGCCGAGCUGACUCGGGAUCGCAGAUGGUCCGCGACUGACAUAAAGAAACUGGUGGGCGGGAAUUUGUUGCGCGUCCUCAAGGAGGUGGAAAAUCACGCGGCGACGCUCUCGAAUCAGUUCCCGGCGGAAGAGUGGAUCCCUCAGGAGCUCAUCGAGGACACUUUUUAUUGCAAAUAUCACGACGCGUAGAAACGCCUCUUGUUCCACUCGUUUCUUGUUCAUCGAUUAAGAUCUCAUUCAAUUUUUCGGUAACAAUAAGACAACGCACAUUUCGAAACUCGAAACAUCAUUACCUGUAUCGUCUCUUUGUACUUGAGUAGCCCGAGCUGUUUUACAUUUUUAAUAAAGUAGAUAGA
Pseudomyrmex gracilis is the source of this 1937-nucleotide messenger RNA. RefSeq names its product dipeptidase 1-like. Lineage: Eukaryota; Metazoa; Arthropoda; Insecta; Hymenoptera; Formicidae. Gene Ontology annotation, molecular function: metallodipeptidase activity. The record is from RefSeq and is a predicted model, not a curated record. Gene Ontology annotation, biological process: proteolysis. The transcript is spliced from 8 exons. The coding region runs from base 298 to 1770 and encodes 490 amino acids.